Messenger RNA from Symbiodinium sp. CCMP2456, 1470 nucleotides. The record is from the annotation of a GenBank genome assembly. Lineage: Eukaryota; Dinophyceae; Suessiales; Symbiodiniaceae.
GCAAGCCAGCGGCAUAUGGAAGAGCGUGAGAGGGUGGCGCACCUGAAUCGCGCAAAGGACAUCCAGAUCUUGCGCGAGCAGCCUUUUGACAUCCUCAACCAGGAGUCAAAGUUAGAGAAGCUGGCUCCAGGCAAAGACCCAGCGAGGCUUGGUGGCCACGGCACGAUAGGCACCAAGGAGCGCACGAAGGACGGCAGGGGUCACUUCCCCCAGACCGCGGUGGACUACAACAUCCUCUCCAACAUGCCCUUUCAGCAGCACCACUGGGCCAAGCACGAUGAGCGGCCUCGGCUGAAGGAGAAGUCCCCGAGGGUGAGGAAGGUGCCGGCAUUUCUUUGCAAGGACUUCGACAUCAUCAACAACCGCUACCUGGACAAUCACUCUGAGAAGCUCCGGCAGGAGAAGCACGUGAAUCUGCUUGAGGCUACGGACAAGCACAUGACUCGGAAUGCUUACGAUCCACUCGCGGGGAAGUUCAUCGACCCCUACAAAGAGGAGCGGCUGAAGAGCAUCGACGACACCAGGGAGGUGGAGAUCGCGAUGCGUGGGAACGCCAUGGUUCCUCCCUCCUACAAGGCCCAAAGCCUCUUGACAGGUGGAAACCUCCUCUACGAGUGCCGCCUCGACUCCGAGAGCACGGCUGCGGAGCUGCGGCAGCUGCUGAGAGAACGGCGAACGCCGCCCUCCCUGGAAGACCCGGAGUUCACGAGCUUUUUGGUGGGGCAGGAGGAGCUGACGGAUGCAACGAGCUUGGGGCAACUGACGGAGGGGCGACUGGGCACCUCUUUGGAGAUCACGGCCGUGCACGAUGGAGGUUCCCGGGUUCGACGGAAGCUCAAGGAGAGAGUGCGCCUUUUUGAUCAGUGGUCAUUGAACAGAGCACGGGCGGAGAGCGAUCGUGCCUCAUCUGCCUGGAGUGACACAGUCAUCGACGAGCUGGAUGAGCUGCGCUUGCGGGAUCUGGUGGCUCUGAUGAGGCGGAUGGAUGAUAGGACUACCAGAGUCCUCAGCCUUUCGGAUGGAGCCUUCUCUGUCCCAAAUGCGUUUGUCUUCGACUGGGAGCGCAACCUGGUGCUCGUGUACUGCCCCGGGCUGUCCUUGCCUGUAGCAUCUGAGGCGUGCGACACGCAGAGAACGCAGCAUGUUAAUCCUGUCUCGCAGACCUACGAUUCCGACAUGCUCCAUCUCUUCGACACCUUGCAAAAAGAGCGCACGGACCGGUACAAGUGGCCUGCCGAGUUUGGGGAUCGGAAUCGACACAUCAUCGAUCACAACUUCCACGCUCGGGACAUCAAGGGUGACCACAUCCGCGAGGUCCGCCAGCUGAACCGCGUGGCGCCAGAGAGAUAUGAGGAGCAGCGCCGACGCGGCUACGACAUCAUCGAUGGCAAGGGCUACGGCCCCAGCGCCAAAGAGAAGCAUCUGCACGAUGCGUAUCCAAAGAAGAGGCCGCUGCCCGAUUCUUCUUGA